CCUUCUACUUUGCUUAGCAUAGUUUUCGUCUUCAAUCUUAACCCUUAAUUCCAAAACAAGAACCGGUGCCGGCGCCGCCAUUUCCAAGCUACCUCCCGGACCCAGACCUUUGCCGGUGAUCGGAAACCUUCUGGAUCUCGGCGACAAGCCCCACAGGUCUCUGGCCAAUCUGGCCAAAUCUCAUGGCCCUAUUAUGACCUUGAAACUCGGCCGAGUCACCACCGUCGUAGUCUCCUCCGCCGCCAUGGCCAAGGAAGUUCUCCAAACCCACGACCAGUUUCUGUCCUGCAGAACAGUUCCCGACUCCAUUACCACUUACAACCACGAAGUUCUGGGUCUCCCAUGGCUUCCGGUUUCGCCCCUCUGGCGAAAACUCCGACGAAUUUGCAAUACCCAGCUGUUCGCCGGAAGGAUUUUGGACGCUAACCAGAAUCUCCGGCGAGCCAAGGUGGCCGACCUCGUUUCACAAGUUUCCAGAAGUGCUUCCAAAGGUGAGAUGGUGGAUUUUGGGAAGGUAGCAUUCUUGACGUCGUUGAAUCUGCUUUCGAACACGAUCUUCUCGGCAGAUUUUGUGGACCCAAAUUCUGAAAUUGGGAAAGAGUUCAAGCAAGCAGUAAGAGGGAUUAUGGAAGAAGCUGCAAGGCCAAAUUUGGGGGAUUAUUUUCCUCUACUGAAGAAGCUAGAUCUUCAAGGCAUAAAGAGGAGACAAACUGUUAAUUUCGAUAAGGUUUUUAAUGUGUUGGAGCAGAUGAUGGACCAGCGGCUACAGCUGCAGCAGCAAACCCCCACUUCUGCGCCCAACAACGACUUGUUGCAUAAUCUUCUCAAUCUCACCCACCAAAAUAGCGACAUGGAAAUCAGCAAAAUUGAAGUCCAACACUUAAUAUUGGUGCUGUUCGUUGCUGGGACUGAUACAAGUUCUGCAACACUGCAAUGGGCAAUGGCAGAGCUCCUAAGAAACCCAGAAAAGUUAUCCAAAGCUCAAGAAGAAAGCAGGCGGGUGAUUGGAAGAGGGAACCCAAUUGAAGAAUCAGACAUUUCAAGGCUGCCUUAUCUACAAGCAAUCGUGAAGGAAACUUUCAGAUUGCACGCACCAGCUCCUUUUCAACUGCCCCGUAAAGCGCUACAAGACGUAGAGAUUGGAGGUUUCAAAGUCCCAAAGGACGCACAGGUGCUGGUGAAUGCAUGGGCUGUUGGCAGAAAUUGGGAAAAUCCAGAGUCGUUCGAGCCAGAGAGGUUUUUGGAGUCGGAAAUGGAAGUUAGAGGCAGAGAUUUUGAGCUGAUUCCGUUCGGUGGUGGGCGUAGGAUUUGUCCUGGUUUGCCAUUGGCGAUGAGAAUGAUGCAUUUGAUGUUGGGUUCGCUGGUUCACUUCUUUGAUUGGAAGCUUGAAGAUGAAGAUGUGAACAUGGACGAGAAGUUUGGCCUCACUGUGGAGAUGGCUUUUCCCUUGAGAGCCUUGCCUGUCCUUGUCUAAUUUACAACUAAAACUUUGCAUUUUUAUUGCCUGUUCCUAUCUUUGCUUUUUUUUUUCUCCUUCCGGUAUCAAUCUCUCUUUAUACAGGUUUAUUGUUUCCUCAAGUUGCAAACAUUUCUUCUCUUUAUAUUUUUUGAUCAAUCCAACUUAUCUGUAUCAAAGCCAAC
Molecule: messenger RNA, 1641 nt
Organism: Momordica charantia (bitter melon)
Lineage: Eukaryota; Viridiplantae; Streptophyta; Magnoliopsida; Cucurbitales; Cucurbitaceae
Product: geraniol 8-hydroxylase
Molecular function (GO): monooxygenase activity; oxidoreductase activity, acting on paired donors, with incorporation or reduction of molecular oxygen; heme binding
Source: RefSeq, a predicted model, not a curated record